Molecule: messenger RNA, 981 nt
Organism: Dovyalis caffra
Lineage: Eukaryota; Viridiplantae; Streptophyta; Magnoliopsida; Malpighiales; Salicaceae
Source: the annotation of a GenBank genome assembly
AUGGCAACCAACAUCGGCAUGAUGGAUGGGGCUUAUUUCGUAGGCAGAUCUGAGAUUCUCUCUUGGAUUAACUCCACUCUUCAACUCAAUCUCUCCAAAGUCGAAGAAGGUUGUUCUGGUGCGGUGCAUUGCCAGUUAAUGGAUUCGGUUCAUCCUGGAAUGGUGCAGAUGCACAAGGUCAAUUUCGACGCAAAAAACGAGUACGAAAUGAUUCAAAACUAUAAGGUCCUGCAAGAUGUGUUUAACAAGCUCAAGAUUACGAAGCAUAUAGAGGUGAGCAAGCUGGUGAAAGGCAGGCCGCUUGACAACUUGGAGUUUAUGCAAUGGAUGAAGCGAUAUUGUGAUUCUGUCAAUGGAGGACUUAUCAAUUACAAUCCACUGGAAAGGAGAGAAGUUUGCAAGGGAGGGAAAGAAGCAAGCAAGAAAUGUACACAGUCUCAAGCUUCAAGCAAGGGCUCUACAGCUGCUCCCAAAGUUCAGUCCUCUCACAAUGCUCGAAGGAAUGAUGUGUCCUCUGCAAACCCUUCUAAUCAAUCCGUGAAGGCUUCUAAACCUUCUUGCCCAGUGCCUCCAUAUGAUGCACAGAUCACCGAGUUGAAGUUGUCAGUUGAUAGCCUUGAGAAGGAGAGGGACUUCUACUUUGCAAAGCUGAGAGAUAUUGAGAUUUUGUGCCAGAGCCCUGGGAUUGAAAACCUACCGGUUGUUGCAGCGAUGAAGAGAAUCCUUUAUUCUUCCGAUAAUGAUUCAUCAGUAUUGGCAGAAGCUCAAGCCAUGGUGUCACUUCACCAGAAGGAAGCGGAGUACUUGAGUCCCAUUGCUGAGGUAUCAGCAGAGGAAAAGGAGAAUUCAGAUCCUCAGAAGAGAAAGAACAUUGUGAAUCUUGAUGUUGAUUCUGUUGGCAUCUCAACAUUGUCGCCGAGGCAAAGGCUUUCUGAUGCUACAGAUGUCCAUUGCAGUGGGUCACCUCUUAUGACUUACUGA